Messenger RNA from Penicillium arizonense, 1980 nucleotides. Its product is annotated as fungal specific transcription factor domain-containing protein. Lineage: Eukaryota; Fungi; Ascomycota; Eurotiomycetes; Eurotiales; Aspergillaceae. The transcript is spliced from 4 exons. The record is from RefSeq and is a predicted model, not a curated record. Gene Ontology annotation, molecular function: sequence-specific DNA binding; DNA-binding transcription factor activity, RNA polymerase II-specific; zinc ion binding. The coding region runs from base 1 to 1980 and encodes 659 amino acids. Gene Ontology annotation, biological process: DNA-templated transcription; positive regulation of transcription by RNA polymerase II.
AUGGAAUCCGACGCCGACUCUCCGCUUUCCGCCAAAGCCCGGUCGGUGGCUAUUGACCUCGGUAUGCUUUCUUUGCAAUCAGACUCGCGCCAAAAGCAUUACCUUGGGUCUUCCUCUGGGCUACUAUUUACCAAGCUCAUGGGUCUGGAUGAUGAACUUCGCCCAGCACAAGCUUCACGGCAAACCCGACGAUUGGCUCCUCUCCGUAUAUCGGACGAGGUUUACAGAACCCUCUAUGGGAGGCUGAAAAGUGAACUUCCCUCGCCCGAUGAGGCGUGUCUUCUGCUGGAAAUUUAUUUCCAAAACAUCCAUAUUGAUCAACCAUUCAUUCAUCCUGCAUCGUUGGUCAAUGCAUACCAGGCAUUGUAUACCUGCGCACAGCGUGGAUACGACAGUUCCGUUGACCGGAAUGGAUGGCUCCAUGACCUUGAUAUCUUCUCUUAUAACGGAAAAUUCGACCAUUUCGCUGGCCACAAUGCCACUCCAAUCUCUAUAUUCACCGCUGUCUUCCAUAUUUCUAUGGCAUUCUCUCUGGCUGCAACAGUCUUGACGCGCAAGAAAAAUUACGAUUUCUCUCCGGCACGGUUUCACCGAAUGGCAAUGUCUACAGCAUCGGAAACAUUUUCCAACAUUUCGGUCACAUCGUUGCAAGCCAUCUUAUUGUUGACUGUCCAGAGUCUGAUUGAACCGGCUGGCAUCAAUGUGUGGACAUUGACUCAUAUAGCUAUAUCUCAUUGCAUUGAUCUUGGGCUACAUCGUGAGCCAACUGAAUUCGAGGCCCCAAGGGAUGCAACGACCAUUCUCAGGUUCAUUUUCUAUACCGUCUACUCACUUGAUCGAUCAAUCGCUACAAUUCAAGGGCGACCUUUGGGAAUUCGCGACGAGACAUUCGAUAUCAAACCUCCAGAUGAGACGGAUAUUGCUGCGAUGACAAGAUUAACAGACAGCGAUCUUGAAAUCAAAGUACCAAUAUCUCAGCUCCUAGCCUUGUCAAUAUGCAGGUUUCACUUGGACCAACACAUUUCCGAGAUCAAACUCUUACUCUACCACCUACCGACCCGGAACCAUAGCUUUGUGUGGCCUACAAAUCUUUCAGAAAUACAAACACGCAUCAAAAACGAGCUGGAUCAAUGGCUGGCUGGUGUUCACCGGAUCGCACCCACGGGGAAUAUGGAUGAUGACGACAAAGUCAAACUGCAAUUCGAGAAGAUGAGGCAAGAACAACUUUACCAUUCUGCAAUUACGCUUUUGUUCCAGCCCUCACAAGUAUUCCCAUCGCCUAGCCAAGAAGCUUUGACCCUCUGCUAUCAAAGCUGCAGCAAACGCCUCCAGAUCUACGAUGCAGUCGGUACCCGGGACAUGCUCUAUUACAACUGGCGCAACAUCCAUGGGAUAUUCUCCUCAGGGGCUACUAUAGUCUACUGUGCCUGGGUUUCACGGGAAAUCCAAAGAACUGUGCCGUUUGCAAAGCUUCUUCGGGAUCUCCGGACUUGCUCGAAUCAUCUUAGCAUUGGAAGCCAGUGGUGGCCUUCUGUGCGGAACGGCAAGGAGAGCUUUGAAACGAUGAUCGAUCUGGUCAUAAAGUAUUUCAGCGACCUACAGCUGCAAGUGUUCCCUCUUUCAGCCCAUAGGCGGCGCCUUGAAAGUAAUGCUCAAUUCCUCGAAAGCCAACCUCCAGUGUUUGGCGCACAUGAUCCUGAUAGGGAUGUUCAAGGCUACGGAGUAACUCAAGAAAGCCAAUAUUCGCAGUCUGAACGUCCAGUAUUUCAUAAUCAAAACCAACAAUUGGAGACUAACGGGUAUCAACCUUUAGAACCAGACCUUGAUUCCGUGCUUGUCGAUUCCUUACAGGAUCUUAACGGCUCUUCAAUUGAAGCGGCAAUGGAAAACUUCAUGGCCGAGUUCUUGCACGAAGAUUGGGGCUGGGAUCCCUUUUCCAGUUCAACUGGUGCAUUCGACAGCGGUCCUGGAUUUCCGUAA